Molecule: messenger RNA, 2571 nt
Organism: Schistosoma margrebowiei
Lineage: Eukaryota; Metazoa; Platyhelminthes; Trematoda; Strigeidida; Schistosomatidae
Source: the annotation of a GenBank genome assembly
AUGAAACGGUAUUUAAAAAAAGCUCGUGUUCUGUGCAUCUGUUUCUUUCUCGUUAUUCUAUUUGGAGUAUGUUGGUUGGUAAAUAACGGUAAUCAAUCUAUUGCACAAUAUCGGGCUGAUAUUAUUAACCUCUCCCGAAAGUAUGUCAAAGCUUUGGCCGAAACUCAGAAUGUGGGUUUCGAUGAUCCUUACAGCGCAGAGUUGACGGGAUAUGACUUAAAGAAAACAUUGGCCGUUAUUCUAGACGACGUGCUACGUCGUAUUGACCAGAUAGAAUCAAAACUCUCUAAUUUAACGAACUCAUCUCCUGAAGUAACUAGACAUUAUUCCGAAUCUAUAAGCUCGUCACCAUUUGUACCUCAUACUGCUCGAGGUUUGAAAAUGAAUAAUAAUGAGAAAUCAAACUACAAGAAAAUUAACUAUUUGGAUCUUCUACAAGGUGCACAAGAAAACUGUGUUGUUCAAGCUAGAGAAAUACCACUAUACCCGGAAUGUUUUUCAAAGAUUGAAUGGUUGCGAACCCGUUGGGGAACUCAUUCAUGUUAUGUUGAGUUAGGAAUCGAUGGAUCAGAAUGUUCACUUAUCCGGUAUCUUAGUGAUGUUGAAAGUUUCUGUCCACGAUUGGAUAGCAGAAAAUUUCUGAAACGUCAUAGUGAAGCUCAGAUAACUCGAGAUCUUAAUGGUUUGCUUAGCAUAUUAUCCUUAGCUAAAAAUCAUUUAUUAUCGAAAUUGUUUAUGACUACACGGCUAAAACGUAUGUGGCCUGAUUGGUUAGCAGGAAUUCAACAUUAUAUAAAUGGAAUUAAUUUUUCACAAGCUGAUUAUUCAUCACUGGAUCAGUGUAAAUUUUGUUCGCCUGAUGAUAUAGCUUGUGCAGAUAUUUGUCAGUCUACCAAACUAAUAGGUCAGCCGUUUUUAUUUGGAAGACCGAAGCUCAAUAUUCUACUUUACAUGGGAUUUUUGUCGAAUGAUUUUUAUAAGAAUUCUUUCGAAUCAUAUAUCUCUAAAGGUGGUCCCCUUGGUGAACUUGUUCAAUGGACUGAUCUCAUAGGUGCCCUCUAUAUUCUUGGACACAACAUAACAAUUACUUUUGAAGCUGCUGAAGCAAAAUUGAAAUUGUUACAUCCCUACUCAAAUUCCGUACCUUGUCAGGUAGAAAAUAAUAAAUACGAUUUAAUAUACACGGAUAUUAUAGGAUUUAGAAAUUUGAAAAGAAUGAACAUCCGGACUCCAUUAUGUAAAUUUCGUAUAUUGGAUACAUUUGGAACAGAAGCUCUUUAUAACCGUAAAAAAGAACUUUGGAGUGGAUUACAUUUGAAUUUACAGCAAUUCUAUACAUUUUUACCUCAUUCACCGGAUAAUACAUUUUUGGGUUUUGUUGCUGAAAUACUCCCACCCAAAUCUAAAUUCUCUCAUCAAUCAUCAUCUAAACCUGUUGCUCUUGUUUACGGAAAAGAGGCUUACAUGUGGUCUAAUCGAACAAAUUAUUUGAGAAUUUUAUCUGAUUACUUUGAAUUACAUGGAAAUGUGAUGGAUAACGCUGAUAACUUGCCAAAAUUUGUGCAUAUACAUCAAAUGCAAUAUGGUGAACCAUAUUUAGAGUUAAUGUCGAAAGCUCAAAUAUUGAUUGGAUUGGGAUUUCCUUACGAAGGUCCUGCGCCUUUAGAAGCAAUCGCUAAUGGUCUUAUUUUUCUCAAUCCUCGUUUUGAUCCGCCUCAUAGUAGAAGCAAUCAAGCAUUUUUUGCUUAUAAACCUACUUCACGUUCUCUUACCAGCCAACAUCCAUACAUAGAAAAUCAUAUCGGUGAACCUUACUCAUAUUUGGUUGAUAUGGACAAUGAAACACAGAUACGGUUAACUAUCAAACGUAUUCUGACCAACAUUUCUAACGGAACCUAUCGUCCUCACGAAUUUACUCCAUGGGGUUUUCUCGAACGUCUUAAUGCUUAUUUGUCACGACAAAAUAUCUGCGCUGCACCUUUUUACAAAAACUUGAUCCAGUCUCCAUUGCCGAUAGCAAAAGCUGAUGCGCCUCCUAAAUUUAACUACCUAGAUGUCCCUAGCACUACUGUUUCAUGGCCUCCAGCAUCAAGUUUAAAGAUAGUUUUGGGAUCUCGUGGCAAAUCUUGUGUAGAUGUAUGUAUGAAUCUAGGAACUUCAGAACAUACUUUAUUACUGCCUUCCAAUAUUUCUGCUUCCUCCAUUCGCAACAAAACACAACAUCCCCAAAUACAGAAUGGCUACCUUUACUAUCGUUCAAUUUACACUACGCCUCCGCAAAACUUGUCUUAUCUUUAUACAUUUCGCUGUUCUCCAGAACAUUUUCCGAGUGUUAAUCAUCGACUAAACCUUCAACAUCUCGGUGUUUCUUGUCCUAAUAUUACUUACACAACUAGUCCAAUGGCACCAUAUUGGGACGAUGCAACAAGUUCAUGUGUUUUUCAAGCUAGUCAUGAAUGGUUUGACUGUACUGCCUCAGGGACUCUUAAUGAAUCUGAUGUAUUUUCUCGUUUUUGUCCUUGUCGUGAUGCUCUUCCUAACCAGAUUUCUUUAUGUUCUAACUGUUUGUGA